Lottia gigantea (owl limpet) is the source of this 1074-nucleotide messenger RNA. RefSeq lists its product as hypothetical. The transcript has 3 exons. The coding region runs from base 1 to 1074 and encodes 357 amino acids. NCBI's taxonomy places the organism in Eukaryota, Metazoa, Mollusca, Gastropoda, Lottiidae. The record is from RefSeq and is a predicted model, not a curated record.
AUGGAAUGUACCCCUAAACCUUUCAUACACUCUCCAGCUAUGUUACUUAGGCUGAUAAUACUGAUAGCUGUGAUCCCUGCUCUUGUACCAUAUGAAGAAGAUUUUUACGAACGGGUUGUAUCGGAGCAUAUUAAGUAUUGUGGAGAUGGUCGAGUUUGUAAGAAAGGAUUGGGAAUUAAAUGCAAAUUUUGUGAAGAUUGUGAUUGUGAUGAACCUUGUUUUGAGAUAGGUGAUUGUUGUCCAGAUAAAGAUUUUGCUUUGAGACUAUCUGAUCCACCGAAAAUUGGAUAUGAAUGUGUGAGUUCACUAGUAGAAAGUUUGUAUCCAUCAGACAUUUUCAAUACAAGAAAAGAUAUUGAAGAUAAAUAUGCCAUGAUAGUAAGUUGUCCCCAUGAGGAUUCCGAUCUUCAAUUUAACUGUUACAAUUCUAUAACUUUACCAGUUUCCUCUACCGGCAACUCUACAACUUUCAGAAAUAAACAUUGCGCUGCUUGCCAUAACAUCACCAACAUUCGACCUUGGCAGAUAACACUACAAUGUAUCGAUUCCACUCCUAACGACUUUGAUUCUACACCUGGGCUUAUUGAGAAGGUCAUUAAUGACGAAACAUGUACAGUAAAGUUCCAAGCACCAGAGGGUAUGACAGAAAGAAAAUGUAGGUUACCAGACAAAAAUACAAUAUCGCAGUGUAAUGUGACUGGUUUAUGGCCUCAAUAUGAUGAAUUCCUAGAGAAAGCGUGUAAAAGUUACUUGACGAUCGCAGACGAUGAAAAUCAGACAUACAGGAAUCCACUUUGUUUGAAAUGUAAUUUCCCUAAGCCUUAUAUACCAAGAUGUAAUGGUGUUAAACACAUACCAGGACUAACUCCAUCUUUUACAGCUUUAUUAGAUUUCAGUGAUCUGUUACAUGAUAAAGAUGAAGUGAUUAAAUCACAGUGUCCACCUCAAACUAUAUAUGAUCCAGGCAAGACCUUAGACAAGGAAAGUGAAAGUAAAAUAUUCACUGGAACUGUUGAUCAUUCCGAGUGUGACACCAGACCUUAUCCCCAGGCUUUUGGAACUGUUAGCCUUUAA